UGCGGCCCCAUGUGUUUUGGGCCUUGAAGGAAAAAAACAAUUUGCUGUUUUCAAUUUAUUUUUACUUUCUCGUAUACGAGGUAUAGAGGAAGUUUAAGUUAAAAUGCGAAUUAAUAAAAGGUAAUAGUUAUACAUAUUUUUAUUUUUAAUUGGCAGAAGAGUACUGAAGAGUAUCCAAAAACUUUCUUCAUCAUCUAGCAACAACAAGACAGAUCAAUAUAAUCUAGAUCUAGAUUCUACUUUGAGUUCAAUUAUAAGAAGCAGGGCAGCAUGGGAGAGGCAACUGGUGAUUUAGAUAUACAGUCAGAUGAAUUAACAGCAUUUUCAUAUUCUGAAGAUGUGAAGCUAGAGCCAUCUACAGUAUUUUCAUCUUCUGCUGACAUAAAAACAGAAUUAUCAACACUUUUGACUUUCCAUGAUAUAAAACCAAACAUGGCAUUGAUAACUUCACAGGAUUUUAAAACUGAUGUUACGCCAGAGUUUUUAUUUUCUAAAGAAACAAAAACAGAAUAUACAUUUUCAUCUUUUGAUGAUGUAAAACACAAUAUGACAUUAGUAACUUCUCAAGAUGUAGCAACAGGAUUUUUACUUCAUAAAGAUAUAGAGCCUGAUGUAUCAACAGUAUGUACAAGAUCUGAAGAUAUAAAAUCAGAAUUAGCAACGUUAUCAACGAGCGAAGAUAUAAAAUCAGAAUUAGCAACGUUAUCAACAAGCGAAGAUAUAAAAUCAGAAUUAGCAACGUUAUCAACUAGUAAAGAUAUAAAAUCAGAAUUAGCAACGUUAUCAACGAGCGAAGAUAUAAAAUCAGAAUUAGCAACGUUAUCAACAAGCGAAGAUAUAAAAUCAGAAUUAGCAACGUUAUCAACAAGCGAAGAUAUAAAAUCAGAAUUAGCAACGUUAUCAAAUAGUAAAGAUAUAAAAUCAGAAUUAGCAAUGUUAUCAACUCGUGAAAAUAUAAAACCAGAUCUAUUGACAAAAUUUGUAGAUUUUGAGGACAAACAACAAAAUGGACUAGAGGAAGAGCUAAAACUUUCUGAAGAAAAAACACAUCUGUCUGUUGAUGGUCCUGAACAGUUUUUUCAAAGCUCUAACUUGAAUAAACAUAAACAAGCUCAAGUAGGGGAAAAGCCUCUUGAAUGUGAUGCUUGUCAUAAAAGGUUUUCAGACAGUUCUAGUUUAAGUAAACAUAAAAAAGUUCAUUCUGGAGAUAAGCCUCAUGAAUGUGAUGUUUGUCAUAAAAAGUUUUCCAACAGUUCUUCUCUAAGCAAACACAAAAAAAUUCAUUUAGUUGUUAAGCCUGAUGAAUGUGAUGUUUGUCAUAAAAAGUUUUCAUACAGUUCUGCUCUAAGCAAACACAAAAAAAAUCAUUUAGUAAAUAAGCACAAUGAAUGUGAUGUAUGUCAUAAAAAGUUUUCCAACAGUUAUACUCUAAGCAAACACAAAAAAAUUCAUUUAGUAGUUAAGCCUUAUGAAUGUGAUGUUUGUCACAAAAGGUUUUCAUACAGUUCUACUCUAAGCAUACACAAAAAAAUUCAUUUAGGGGUUAAGCCUUAUGAAUGUGAUCUUUGUCACAAAAGGUUUUCAGACAGUUCUCAUUUUAAUAGACACAAAAGAGCUCAUUCAGGAGAUAAACCACAUGAAUGUGAUAUUUGUCAUAAAAAGUUUUCAUACAGUUUUACUCUAAGCAAACACAAAAAAAUUCAUUUAGGGGUUAAAGCUUAUGAAUGUGAUGUUUGUCAUAAAAAGUUUUUACGCAGUUCAAGUUUUAAUAGACACAAAAAAGUUCAUUCAGGAGAUAAUCCAAAUGAAUGUGAUGUUUGUCAUAAAAAGUUUUUACGCAGUUCAAGUUUUAAUAGACACAAAAAAGUUCAUUCAGGAGAUAAUCCAAAUGAGUGUGAUGUUUGUCAUAAAAAGUUUUCAAAUAGUUCUGCUCUAAGCAGACACAAAAAAAUUCAUUUAGCUCAUUCAGGAGAUAAACCACAUGAAUGUGAUAUUUGUCAUAAAAAGUUUUCAUACAGUUUUACUCUAAGCGAACACAAAAAAAUUCAUUUAGGGGUUAAAGCUUAUGAAUGUGAUGUUUGUCAUAAAAAGUUUUUACGCAGUUCAAGUUUUAAUAGACACAAAAAAAUUCAUUCAAGAGAUAAUCCAAAUGAAUGUGAUGUUUGUCAUAAAAAGUUUUUACGCAGUUCAAGUUUUAAUAGGCACAAAAAAGUUCAUUCAGGAGAUAAUCCAAAUGAGUGUGAUGUUUGUCAUAAAAAGUUUUCAUAUAGUUCUGCUCUAAGCAAACACAAAAAAAUUCAUUUAGUGGUUAAGCCUUUUGAAUGUGACCUUUGUCACAAAAGGUUUUCAGACAGUUCUUAUUUUAAUAGACACAAAAGACUUCAUUUAAGAGAUAAUCCUAAUGAAUGUGAUGUUUGUCAUAAAAAGUUUUCAUACAGUUCUGCUCUAAGCAAACACAAAAAAAAUCAUUUAGUAGUUAAGCCUUAUGAAUGUGAUGUUUGUCAUAAAAAGUUUUCAUACAGUUCUACUCUAAGGAAACACAAAAUAAUUCAUUUAGUAGUUAAGCCUUUUGAAUGUGAUCUUUGUCAUAAAAAGUUUUCACACAGUUCUACUCUAAGUGUACACAAAAAAAUUCAUUUAGAGGUUAAGCCUUAUGAAUGUGAUCUUUGUCACAAAAGGUUUUCAGACCGUUCUAAUUUUAUUAGACACAAAAGAGUUCAUUCAGGAGAUAAUCCAAAUGAAUGUGAUGUUUGUCAUAAAAAGUUUUCAUACAGUUCUGCUCUAAGCAAACACAAAAAAAUUCAUUUUGUAGUUAAAGCCUUAUGAUUGUUAUGUUUGUCAUAAAAGUUUUCAAAUAGUUCUACUUUAACUGUAAGGAAACACAAAAAAAAUUCAUUUUGUAGUUAAAGCCUUAUGAAUGUGAUCUUUGUCAUAAAAAGUCAUUACAGAUUUCUAGCUUAAGUAAGCACACAAAAAAAUCAUACAGGAGAAAAAUUCUAUAAAUCUGAUGUUGCUCAUGAAAAUUUUACCUAUAAGAGUAAGAGUGUAUGAAGUUUUUUAAAAUUCUUGAAGCACAAAUAGAAUAGACAUUUUAAUCUCCAAUUCAUUCAUAAUAUGUUUAUAUUAAUAAUAGGAUAGUAUUUUUUUUAUAUAUGCAAAUACAGCUAAAUUAAUAUUCAUUGCAUACAUUUAAAUGAAAAAAAAAAUAAUAGCAGACUAUAUUAAUAAAUUAUAAUAGUAAAAUUACCCAAUUUAGACCAUCCUUGUGGCUGAACAUUUAUAGUUGAUCUUUUUCUUUAAUCUCAGUCUGAGAAGAGUAAGUGGGGCCAUUCCCUAAAACAACUAUCAGUUUCUGGUGCUUGACACUAUCCCACUUUCUUUUCUAUUUGCAAACAGUAGCACCCUAUACAAGUUGCAAAUUAAAAGGCAUUAAAGACAAAAAUAUACUAAAGCUGUAAUGGUUGUGUUUGACAUUUUGGUAUCCUAUUUCUAACAUAAUUUAUGCUUUGUUGUGUUUACAUAUUUUUAUUUUUAAAAACACUUUAAUGAAAAUGUUACUGUAGUCAACUGGCAUAAGAUUGUAACAUGAAAUAAAAAAGAAUGGUAACUAAAUCUAUCAAUUUUUAUUUAGUGUUUUACUACCAAUGUCUGUAUUCUAACAUUAAAAACUCCAAUAAGACCACUGUGUGUUGAAUGCUGGGGUUUACUUGACCCUUAUCUGAUGAUUUCAUGCCUUAACAUGCCAGUUAG
Physella acuta is the source of this 3750-nucleotide messenger RNA. RefSeq names its product zinc finger protein 271. Gene Ontology annotation, molecular function: DNA-binding transcription activator activity, RNA polymerase II-specific; RNA polymerase II cis-regulatory region sequence-specific DNA binding. Lineage: Eukaryota; Metazoa; Mollusca; Gastropoda; Physidae. Gene Ontology annotation, biological process: regulation of transcription by RNA polymerase II. The record is from RefSeq and is a predicted model, not a curated record. Gene Ontology annotation, cellular component: nucleus.